Molecule: messenger RNA, 346 nt
Organism: Owenia fusiformis
Lineage: Eukaryota; Metazoa; Annelida; Polychaeta; Sabellida; Oweniidae
Source: the annotation of a GenBank genome assembly
UGAUCCUUUGUAUUUCUUCACAUAUGACUCUUUCAAUAAAAUUAAUCCAAGAUAAAACAAAUAAGGCUAUGUUCCAUAAAAUUAUUCUCCAUGAGAAUGCCUUCUUGUCAGUAUAUUCAAACUGUUUCAUACCCCAGGCUCUCAUAACUUCAACAUGCAAUAUACAUGCCAUUAUUCUGAAAAUGCAAGCAGGUCACAAUGGGACCCUAAGAAAAACACCAAAUUGCAAUGUUUUUACUCAGAGGAUGUGCUUGCCAUCACAUAAGAGACCAGGAAAAUAUUUCAAUGCUAUGCAAACACAUAAUACCCUUUGCACUUGUUCAACUUCACUUCUUAAAAGAGAGCU